This is a messenger RNA of Fukomys damarensis (Damara mole-rat), 1486 nucleotides long. RefSeq names its product folate receptor alpha. Gene Ontology annotation, cellular component: external side of plasma membrane. Gene Ontology annotation, biological process: sperm-egg recognition; cell adhesion; fusion of sperm to egg plasma membrane involved in single fertilization. The transcript has 8 exons. Lineage: Eukaryota; Metazoa; Chordata; Mammalia; Rodentia; Bathyergidae. The record is from RefSeq and is a predicted model, not a curated record. Gene Ontology annotation, molecular function: signaling receptor activity. The coding region runs from base 504 to 1379 and encodes 291 amino acids.
CAGAAGAGCUGGGCCCAGCCCAGCAGGAAACCUGGUUGAAAGUCCUACGGUCGCUGCCUCUCCUUGGGUCUCUGACUGUGGCUCCCUGGCAGGAACACAGGGACGUGACGUGGCAGGUGACUCGGCUGCUCCUCUUGGCAGUGGUGCCAGCUGCAGGAGGCUGCCAGCCCAGGAUUCCAUGGGCCAGGACGGACACUCUAAGCCCCACAGGACAAAGGAGGCUGUGUGACCAGUCUCCUAGGCCACUAAACCUCGGCCGGCUGUGCCUGGAAGAAGGCAAGGCGGUGUAAGCAGAGCAGCAGCUUCAGCCAGUCCCAGAGCCGCCUCCUCUCCCAGCCCAGGGAAUCUAGAGGAGGAGACUGAGGCCCAGAAGAGCGUGGCCUGCCCAGGGUUCAACUGCAAGAUGGUGGCCAUCCUGGAGCAGAACCCCGGACUCUCACCCAUCAGCCCAGCGCUGAGUUCUUAGUUCUCCUACUGGAAGAGGGGGUGAACACUGGUGGUGGAUGUCACAGCUGGACUCAGAUCUGGAGGAGCCGGAUCUGCAGACUCUCCCGGUGCUCCGGAAAAGACAGAUUUCCCUGGGCCGGCCCCUGAGAUUAAUGAGAGCUGACAUGGCCCACUUGAUGACAACACAGCUGUUGCUCCUGGUGUGGGUGGCCACAUGGGGGGCCCAGACCAGUACUACUCGGGCCAGGACCGAUCUUCUCAAUGUCUGCAUGGAUGCCAAGCACCACAAGGAUAAGCCAAGCCCUGAGGACAAGUUGCAUGAGCAGUGCAGUCCCUGGAAGAAGAACUCUUGCUGUUCUGCCAACACCAGCCAGGAAGCCCAUAAGAAUAUUUCCAACUUGUACAGAUUCAACUGGGACCACUGUGGGGAGAUGGAGCCCGCCUGCAAGCGGCACUUCAUCCAGGACACGUGCCUCUAUGAGUGCUCCCCCAACUUGGGGCCCUGGAUCCAACAGGUGGACCAAAGCUGGCGCAAAGAGCGGAUCCUCGAUGUGCCACUGUGCAAGGAGGACUGCCAGCGCUGGUGGGAGGACUGCAAGACCUCCCUGACCUGCAAAUCCAACUGGCACAAGGGCUGGAACUGGGAAAAAGGGUAUAACAAGUGCCCCACGGAUGCUGCCUGCCACCCCUUCCCCUUCUACUUCCCCACACCUGCUGACCUGUGCCAGGAAAUCUGGAGUCACUCCUACAAAGUCAGCAACUACAGCCGAGGGAGUGGCCGCUGCAUCCAGAUGUGGUUUGACCCAGCCCAGGGCAACCCCAAUGAGGAGGUGGCCAGGUUCUAUGCUGAGGCCAUGAGUUCAGUUGGGCUCGGUGGGGCCGGACCUCUCCUGAUCAGCCUGGCCCCUGUGCUGCUCUGGCUGCUCCAGUGAGCUCCUUUUAUCAUCUGAUACCUGGGCAUCCCUACCCUGCUGAGCAAAUUCAGUUCCUACUCCACGGUGGGGCCUUGGGCAGCCAUUUAAAUAAACCAGGCAUUCUA